UAUAUAUAGACCCACACCCACACCCACACCCACACACCUUCACCAAACCAACAACUCUUCUUCUUUCUUACUCUCUCGUUCUUCUUUCUCUCUCUUUUCUCACAACUGUUUCAUGCAAAACCGUUUCUAGGGUUUUCACUUUUCACCAUUUUCUCUUUCACAAUUCAACAACAAUCUCUCACUGCUCCUACAACUCUUCGCGAUGGCAACGUGUAAGAAACUCAUCAAUGAUCCCAAUGAAAUCAGUGCUUGCAUUCUUAAUUUCCGAAGUGAAAUGCUGUUUUAGUGCGAAGAUGAAUAUUCAAUGUGUGAAGAUGAUGGAAAUUGAGUUAGAUAGUUUUUUAUUGAGGACUGUUUCUGUAUUUCCUCCUUGCUAGCACAAGAGUGAAGAUUCUGUUAAUUUUUGUUAACUGCUUAUGUAAAAUGUUGAGACUGAAUUCAUUGAUGGUCUUAUGGAGACAUAUCCUACACUGCAGUAUUUAGAUGGCUAUCCUAAGGUGAAGGUUGUGUUUCGUGCGGAUGUUUAUCCUGGUCCACCGUAUGAUAAAGUUGCAGUCAUAUCAGGAGGCGGAAGUGGCCAUGAGCCUGCUCAUGCUGGAUUUGUGGGAGAAGGAAUGCUGACGGCAGCCAUAUGUGGCGAUGUCUUUGCUAGUCCAACUGUUGAUGCUAUUCUUGCUGGGAUACGAGCUGUAACUGGUCCCAUGGGAUGUCUUCUUAUUAUAAAGAACUAUACUGGUGAUCGUUUGAACUUUGGUUUGGCUGCUGAGCAAGCAAAAUUUGAAGGUUAUAAAGUAGAGAGUGUUAUUGUUGAGGAUGAUUGUUCUAUAUAUCCACGUCCAGAGAUAGUUGGAAGAAGAGGAUUGGCAGGGACUAUUCUGGUUCAUAAGGUUGCAGGAGCUGCUGCCGCUGCCGGUCUUUCUCUUGCUGAAGUUGCUGCGGAAGCAAGAUAUGCAUCUCAAAAUGUGGGGACUAUGGGUGUUGCUUUAAAAACGUGCACACUCCCUGGUAGGAUUUUAAGAGAACGUUUGGGGCCAUCUGAAAUGGAACUGGGUCUUGGAAUUCAUGGGGAACCCGGUGGAAAGGUGACUAAUAUACUGCCUGUAGAUGAGGUGGUUUCUCAUCUUCUGAAACAAAUAUUGUCCAAGGAAACAGACUAUCUUCCAAUAACUCGAGGUAGCAGCGUGGUCCUCAUGGUCAAUGGGUUAGGUGGCACUCCUUUAAUGGAACUAAUGAUUGCAGCAGGAAAAGCAGUUCCUCAAUUGGUGUUGGAUCAUGGAUUAGCUGUUGAUAGAGUAUAUACAGGGUCAUUCAUGACUUCUCUUGAUAUGGAAGGUUUAUCAAUUUCUAUCAUGAGGUCUGACCCGUCUAUUCUUCAACUAUUGGAUGCUGAAACCAAAGCUCCUUAUUGGCCUGUUGGAGUUAGUGGUGAUCGUCCGCCUGCAAAGAUUCCUGCUCCAAUUCCACCGUCUCCUUCAGCAAAUAUUGUUGAGCCACAGAGCCAGCCUCUAAAACUAACUGAGCAAGGCCGACUUCUUGAGCUAGCCAUUGUAGCUGCUGCAAAUGCACUUAUACAUCUCACGGACACUCUAAAUGAAUGGGACAGUAAAGUUGGUGAUGGUGACUGUGGGUCGACUAUGCUUAAAGGUGCGAAACAAAUUCUUGAGGACAUAAAAAAUUACCCUCUGAAUAAUGCUGCAGAAACUGUCGGUGAAAUUGGAUCAACAAUUGGAAAAUCAAUGGGAGGAACAAGCGGGAUCAUAUACUCAAUUUUAUGUAAGGCAGCAUGUCUACAGCUGAAAACAAGCACUGAUCCUGUUGUUACAUCAAAACAAUGGGCUGAAGCACUUGCGGCGGCCAUUGCUGCUGUCAGUAAAUAUGGGGGAGCUAGGGCUGGUGACAGAACCUUGCUAGAUGCCCUCAUCCCAGCAUUGUCAUCGCUUGAAGAGAGACUAAAUUCUGGCGAUGAUCCUGCCACUGCAUUUCUUGUCUCAUCCCAAGCUGCAUUAGAUGGAGCUGAGUCAACCAAGCAAAUGCGGGCAAAGGCUGGGCGUACACUUUACGUGUCUCAAGAGUUUCAGACGUCAGUUCCUGAUCCAGGUGCUUAUGCCACAGCAGCAUGGUACAGAGCUGCCGCCAUAGCCAUCAAGGAUAAAUGCAAGAGUAUAUAGUCGUCAAGGAAAAAAUACAAGAGUUAAGCAACAUACAUAGCUGUUAAUGCAAUCUCCUGUUUGUGCGGAUUUUGCCAAGUUUUGUUCCCCAUUUUGUAUCCUGUAACCAUUGGGCUCUCCGCUUAUGUCUUUUCUGUCUGCAUAAUGCUGAGAGAGCGAUUGCUAAUCACUGUUGUAUACACCCAAUUUUAAACUGGAUUGAUUGGAUGUAAAUUUGAAAACUCAAUUACUACAAUUGAUUGACAAUAUACUCUUCUCAUUGUGAGCUUAUGA
Messenger RNA from Cicer arietinum (chickpea), 2441 nucleotides. RefSeq names its product putative 3,4-dihydroxy-2-butanone kinase. Gene Ontology annotation, molecular function: ATP binding; glycerone kinase activity. Gene Ontology annotation, cellular component: cytosol. The record is from RefSeq and is a predicted model, not a curated record. Gene Ontology annotation, biological process: glycerol catabolic process. Lineage: Eukaryota; Viridiplantae; Streptophyta; Magnoliopsida; Fabales; Fabaceae.